AUGACGUGCUUCAAUAAUGCAUCGCGUUUGCACGAAAAUUUCGUCUAUUUACCUGUAAUUACGGCUAACGAAGUGUAAGAUGAUGAUGGAAAUUCUGAUACGUUUCAAACGCGUUAUGCUUUUGUUAAUGUUGCUGGAGUUGCCUAAGUUAGUGGAUCACAGCCUACUGCGUUUCUAUUCUGCUGUGUUUAUGGUAAUGAGACGGAUUUGGUAAAGUUUAUUUAAAACGCGAUGACGAAUCGCAUGAGAGCGGAUCCGUGACCCAAAUGCGGUCCAGAAUUUUGGCCUCCAAGUCCCACACGCCCCAAAGAGGAGGAUCGGCGAAUCCAAUCGAGUCGGAAGAGUUUGGAACGACGUCGAGCGGUGAGCGAAUCCUGCGACGGCUGCGACCAUGACGUCAUUCCAAUUUGGUUGAUGACAUUUCUCUGUUUUGUAACCAUUGUAACGGACAACGGCGUCUACGAUCCGCGCCAAGGUAACCUAAAAAUAAGUCCGUUGGUUGGUUGGUUGGUUGAUUGGUGGUUCUGCGCCUCCCUUGUUCUCUUCUCUCCUCCGACACCGCCGGGUGUAUUAAUAGGACGGAAUUAGAAAUAGAAGGCGAAGAAGAAGCGAAAAGUGAAAAGGAAAGUUUUACUCUAAAUAUAGGACGUCCUAGGGGAGGCGCGCACAUUUCUCUGUGAAAAUACCAAAGGUUGUUGCUGCCAGGAAUAGGAGGAAGAAGCACACGAGAAACCAUGGAGUUGAGGUCAGGAAGGUCCAGGUCCCGCACACCCUUCCUCACACCAACACUGGAUGAGGCAGAAAUACAAUCGACAAGAAUAACAAGAAGCUCAACGUACAAAUAUGAAAGUUACUCGAAAGAGGAUUCAUCUCAGGGCAACAAGAAGCUCAGGACUCGAAAUGCUUCAAGCAAGCACACCUCAGAUUAUUCAUCUGGGGAUGAUGGGGAGUACACAGUCAGCUCCUCAAUUGCUGAGAAUUUGAGGAACCACUCGAGGGAGAAUGAGGAUGACCACCGCAGCGGCCGGUUGUCAGCCUUGAAAGUCUAUAGGGAUGCGAAGGAAUAUUGGAAUCGUUAUCCUAAAACAGACUACACGUAUUCUCGUAAUUCAAGGGACCGAGUGGAGCUGUCGCCGGGCGUCGUGAACAUGCCCAACAUGUCGAGGAGGCCCAUCCACGAGUCCACUCCCAUCUCGAUGGACUACACCAACAAGGAGACCAACACCAGUCCGUCUCUGCAGAGGCACAAUCACCAGCAGCACCAGGACGUGCUGAACCGUCGAGCGCCGCGCAUGAACCUCUUCAACAACAAUAACGGCGGUCAGUACAGUCAGCAAAGGUACGAGAGGAAGAGCAGCAGCAGCAGCAGUCACCAUCUCGUUCGACGGACCAACAUCUUCGUGCGCAUAGUCACAACCAUCUUGAGCUACAGCUACUCGCUUCUUCGUCAGCCGGUGGAGAAGUCGCACUGGAUGGUCCUGGGGUUGGCGCGCCAAUGGCAUCGCGUCACCAGCAAGAUGAUGUGCUUGGACGCCUGGCUGUUGCGCAGCAACAAGAAACAAUCGAACAAAUCAACGGUCGCGUUCUGGCUCUGCCUCAUCCCAUUGCUCUUCCUAGGCGGGUGGUUCUUAAUUCCCGCGGUUAACCAUGGCAACGCCACGACGAUACAGACGCCGCCGGUGGUGUUGGUGAGGCCAGACGCACGACGACAGGAUGUAGCCGCAGCAGGUGCUGCUGCGGUUGUUGCUGAGAAGAAGAAGAGGGAGGAAGAGGUGGUGGUGGUGGCAUCAGCGGAGACGGCGACCGUAGGAUCAGGAAUCGUUGUCGGUGAGUUGCGAUUGGCGCAGCUGGAGGACGGCUUGAGGGAGGAGCUGAGGGCGGAGAGCGGCAAGGCGAGGGCGGAUGCCAAGACGGCGGAGGCGGAGCUGCGGAGAGAGAUCGUUGCGCUGGCGGAGAGAUCGGUGAGCGGGAAGGACGUCGAUGCGAUGAUGGAGGGUCUGUCGAGGAGGAUCGCCGAUCUGCAGGGAGAAAUCGGAAAGUUGAAUCUGGAUUUGGUGAGGUUCCGUGAAGAGACUGAAGUUAGAACGGUGCAAUUGGCAGGGGAGUGCUGCAAGGAGCGAUUCGCCGGGCUGGAUGGGUACGUUAAGGGGUUGCUACGGCAACUGUUGCAAGAUGGCGAUGGGGAUGUUUUCGCCACGUUCAAGGCGAUCUUCGUUGCCAAGGACGAUUUGGAAGGGCGCUUCCGGUCGAUCAACGAUAGUUUGCUGCACGUCGUCGAGGAUAACUCGAAGAGGAUCAUGGCCGAUGUUGCCGGACGACUUGCAGUGAACGCGGACGGUGGAGGAGGUGGCGUAGGAGAAGAUUACGUAAAGAGAUUGGUGAAGCAGGUGAUGGACAUAUACGACGCAGACAAGACGGGUCUGGUGGACUUUGCGCUUGAAUCUGCAGGCGGACAGAUCGUGUCCAUCAGAUGCACGGAUCAGUACACCUCGGGGAUGGCCGUCUACUCGAUCUUUGGCAUUCCCAUUUGGAAGCAGGUGCAGUCCCCUCGAGUGGUCAUUACACCGGGCGUGCAUCCGGGCAAUUGCUGGUGCUUCCAGAACUUCCCCGGCUUCCUGGUGAUCAAACUGUGGGCGAACGUCACGGUGGACGCCUUCUCCUACGAGCACGCCAGUCGUCGCACCAUCGGCGAAAGCAAACUGACCUCAGCACCGAAAGGCUUCUCCGUCUUCGGCCUUCGGGACGAAACCGACCCCGAACCCGUCGCCCUCGGCGACUUCGCCUACGACAAGAACGGUGAACCCCUACAAUACUUCCACGCCGAAAAGACGGAAACGGUCUUCAGCGCGGUCGAACUACGCAUCAACUCGAACCACGGCAAUCCAUCUUACACCUGCCUCUAUAGGUUCCGGGUCCACGGUCAGGUGCAGCAGCCCACCUGAGGUUUUGUCCACAAAAAAAAAACGGAAAAUAUCUAAAAUGAAGAAAAUUGUACCUGAAGUACCGCUAGUUAUCUAAUCAUAGUUUAUAUAUAUAUAUCUCAAAAAGAAAAAAAAAUUAAAAAUGUGUUCCGAAACCGACAAAAAGGAAAAGGCUGACUUAAGUAGCGGAGCGUAACAAGUCUGUGAAUUAAUUAUCUGUCGUCCUAAGUCAUCAACAAUGUACUUAAAAAAAAGAAGAAGCAAUUGUCGUCCUUUGUUCGUGUAUAUUUUUUUUUGUUUUUGCAUCGUCUAACCUAAUUUAUAAUAUAUUUAUUUGUCCAUGCCUGAACUGAAAUACGCGGUUAAAAAAAA
Molecule: messenger RNA, 3293 nt
Organism: Nicrophorus vespilloides
Lineage: Eukaryota; Metazoa; Arthropoda; Insecta; Coleoptera; Silphidae
Product: SUN domain-containing protein 1-like
Exons: 5
Coding region: 735-2942 (735 amino acids)
Biological process (GO): nuclear envelope organization
Cellular component (GO): meiotic nuclear membrane microtubule tethering complex; nuclear envelope
Molecular function (GO): protein-membrane adaptor activity
Source: RefSeq, a predicted model, not a curated record